Molecule: messenger RNA, 1885 nt
Organism: Amaranthus tricolor (Joseph's coat)
Lineage: Eukaryota; Viridiplantae; Streptophyta; Magnoliopsida; Caryophyllales; Amaranthaceae
Product: probable pectinesterase/pectinesterase inhibitor 59
Exons: 2
Coding region: 172-1788 (538 amino acids)
Biological process (GO): cell wall modification
Molecular function (GO): pectinesterase inhibitor activity; pectinesterase activity
Source: RefSeq, a predicted model, not a curated record
AUAAUUAAUAGUACAUUUUAUUGUUCACCUCAUAACAAUAUGUCUAGUUCCUACCACCAUGCAAUAUACUUAUAAACCAAACCUUUCCUAGGCAUCUGAGUCCCUCUUAUUCCUCUUAACAUCAAAAACCCUUAAAAAAAAUCCAAACCAUCAAAACUGUAAUAGGAAGCAAUGAAAAUGUUAUCAAUAAACCUUUUAUAUCUUUCCUUAAUCUUAGUUUCAUUCAUUGUAUGUACCUUCUCAGAAUCCUUAGAGCAUGAAGCUGAAGAAGCUCCCCUCGAUAGCAUUUCUCAAUGGUGUGACACUGUUCCUCAUCCUAAACCGUGUAAAUACUUUAUGGCUCGAACACAAGGCAUGUUCAUUCCAAAAGAAAAACACGAAUUUCGGAGAAUGAUAGUAGAGGUAGCCUUGGACCGCGCUAUGGCGGCCCAAGGCCACUUAUGGAUGUGGGGUGAACAAUGUGCAAAUCAUAGGGAACGGGCUGCAUGGUCCGAUUGUAUUAGGCUGUAUAGUCAUACAAUCUAUCAACUUAAUUAUACUCUUUAUGGCUUGACUAGCAACUCGAGUUUUACGGAUUUCGAUGCUCAAACUUGGCUAAGCUCAUCUCUUACAAACUUAGAAACUUGUAUGAGUGGAUCCCAUGACAUGAAUGUUACAACAUUUAUCUGGCCUCACGUCUCAUAUAACGUAUCAGAAUUAAUCUCAAAUGGAUUGUCCGUCAAUGAAGGUCUAAUUGACGAUUUUAUCAGCUCUACUAAUGGUACUACAACCAACUAUCCUAGUUGGGUGAGCCGUGAAGAAAGGAAGUUAUUGCGGGUUUCGAGGAAAUUGGCGGCCACAAGGGCGGCAUUUGUGGUGUCGAAAGAUCGGUCGAGCCCGUAUCGGACCAUACAAUCUGCCAUUGAUGCUGCAGCUAGGAGCAGUAUAAGAGGGAGGAAAGUGAUACAUAUUAAAAGAGGGAUUUAUAAGGAGAAUAUAUAUGUUGGUCCUUAUAAUAAUGAUAUUAUGUUAGUUGGUGAUGGAAUGAGGAAUACUAUUAUCACUAGUAGUAGAAGUGCUAAAUCUGGUUAUACCACAUAUAGUUCUUCAACCGCAGGUAUUGAUGGGCUACGAUUCAUGGCUAGAGACAUAACCUUCCAAAAUGCAGCUGGGCCACAAAUGGGCCAGGCCGUAGCAUUUCGUUCAAGCUCAGAUCUCUCAGUCUUAUACAAAUGUGCAUUUAUUGGUUACCAAGACACUCUUUUUGUACACUCUCAAAGACAAUUCUACAAAAUGUGCUACAUUUUUGGGACCAUCGAUAUUAUUUUUGGUAAUGCAGCAGUUGUAUUCCAAAACUGUAUGAUUUAUGCACGCAUACCUGUUUAUGGCCAAGCUAAUGUCAUAACAGCCCAAGGCCGAGCUGACCCGAAUCAAAACACCGGGAUUGUGAUGCAUGGGUGUCGGAUCAUGGCAGAUGAAGAUCUCAAAGGAAAAACUGCAUUCAUAACCACUUACUUGGGCCGUCCAUGGCAAGAAUACUCACGAACCAUCAUUAUGAGAUCUUAUUUGGGUGGGCUAGUAAAUAGUGCAGGUUGGAUGCCUUGGAAAAGUGCUGGGUUUUUAAGCACCUUGUACUACGCAGAGUAUCAAAAUUUUGGACCCGGGGCAAGACUUCAUCAUCGAGUUAAGUGGCCCGGCUACCAUAUUAUUACUAGGCCCAAUGCAGUCUCACAAUUCUCCGUUGAACGUUUCAUUGCGGGUCAAAAAUGGUUGCCCGAAACUGGUGUCCCCUUUAGUCCUGGAGUUUAAUUUACCAUUAUUAUAGCACUAAUAUAAUUAUUUUCCUUAUAUAUUGAUUAAUUACUUAUUGAUCAUAUAAUAUAUUCUACAGAGGUGGAAUUGUUAU